AUGAGCAUCACAGUCCGCCACGCCUUUCGCUCCGACGCAGUUGAAAUCCUACGCCUUGUGCAUGAACUAGCCGCCUACGAGAACCAGUCCGAUGCCGUUCAGGCUACCGUCGAAUCCUUACAGAAAACAAUCGCCUUCGCGCCCGAACACGACAUACCCAACGAGCCACCAAUCGCCAUAGAACAUCUGCCGUCGCCUAACAGACCUGCGCGGUGCCUGCUACUUCAUACGAGCGAUGGCGAGCUGGCGGGCAUGGCAGUUUAUUACUACAACUAUAGCACAUGGACUUCACAGCCGGGGAUCUUUGUGGAGGAUCUUUACGUGAGGCUCCAACACCGGCGGAAAGGGUAUGGCAAGCGACUCUUGUCAGAACUUGCCCGAGAGCUGAGUUCCAUAGAUGGAGGGCGGUUGGAGUGGAAUGUGUUGAAGUGGAAUAAGCCGAGUAUCGAGUUCUAUCAGGCCAUCGGAGCCCAAUCAAUGGAUGAGUGGGUUGGAAUGCGCGUUGAUAGCGAAAAUAUUGUGAAGCUAGCGCACAUACUGGACUAG
Messenger RNA from Fusarium falciforme, 546 nucleotides. RefSeq names its product N-acetyltransferase domain-containing protein. The transcript is spliced from 2 exons. Gene Ontology annotation, molecular function: N-acetyltransferase activity. NCBI's taxonomy places the organism in Eukaryota, Fungi, Ascomycota, Sordariomycetes, Hypocreales, Nectriaceae. The record is from RefSeq and is a predicted model, not a curated record. Gene Ontology annotation, biological process: protein acetylation. Bases 1 to 546 code for a protein of 181 amino acids.